Cuscuta epithymum is the source of this 2112-nucleotide messenger RNA. The record is from the annotation of a GenBank genome assembly. Lineage: Eukaryota; Viridiplantae; Streptophyta; Magnoliopsida; Solanales; Convolvulaceae.
AAAAUUGAUCUAUGCAUAGGCAAUUCAAAAUUUCAAAUGGCUUGUAAAAUGAGGUAGUCUACCUCCCCGUGAUUCCGCAAUAAUCUGUCUGUCUAAUGUCUCUGUUUGGUUACGUUUGGGAAUACAUCAAUCUCUGCUUUCAUUGCCGGUCAAUGUACGCAGCCCCACUCAAGGUUGCUUGUGUUCCCACUCAGCAAUCGCCGAUCACUACGUACGGACGCUAGCUACCUCAAUUCCGACCCUGCUUAUAAAUACCACCGACUGAUCAAUAAAGAGGAAUUGAGUAUAUAUUAAGCUGAUCGAGCAAACGGAACCUAGCUUGUUCCGGCCUCCCUAGCUUUAAAUUAUCAUGGCGCCCCAUUUCUGCUUGGCCGCCAUUAUCAUCCCAUCGCUAUUCCUCGCCCUCUCCUCUGCUUCGACGAGCCAACUGCCGCCCUCCGCCGUUAAUGCCUGCAAGGUCUCGAGCGACCCACCGACUUACGAGUCCGAACUGGCUACCUCCGGCCUGAAGACCUCUUCUGACCCGACAGCGGUCCAGAUCAUCCACGCGGCGAUGAAAGUCUCUUCCGAUAAACUUGGGACUGCCAAAUCCAAGGUGGAGGAUAUCCGGAAAAGCUCCGCGGGCAAUCACAACAUGACAGUCGCGGCGGACACGUGUCUCGAGCUGUACGGAUACGUGGAGCACCGGGCGAAAUCCGCCGGCGUGGCCCUCGACGGCGGCGAGAUCAAGGACGCCCGGGCGUGGAUGAGCGCCGCAUUUGCGUACCAAUACGACUGCUGGUCGGCGCUCAAGUACGUCAACGAAUCCUCGCAGGUCAACGACACAAUGGCGUACACGUGGGCACAUCUUCUGUUCACCGGCGACGUGCUGGGAAUGCUGGCCAACUACGACCAGAAAGGGGGCGAUACCACGUUGUGGGGCCCGACGAAAACCGAGCGCAACGGGUUCUGGGAGAAGACCGAAUACGAGUCCGGGCCGGCUAUCGUGGGCGGGGUUCCAUCCGGGUUGACCGCGAGCGUCACGGUGUGCAAAACUAAUAAGCAGUGCAAUUACCAGAAAGUGCAGGACGCCGUAGAUGCCGCUCCGACUUGGGGCCGGCAGAAGUUUGUGAUACUGAUAAAGGCCGGGCUCUACGAGGAGAUAGUUCGGGUCCCGUUUAAUAAAACGAAUGUGGUGUUUGUAGGGGAAGGCAUGGGCAAAACUAUCAUUACUGGAGACUUGAAUGUGGGCAUUCAACUAAAAACCACCUACCACACUCCAACUGUUGGUGUGAAUGGAGACGGAUUCAUGGCGAAGAACCUCACGAUCAAGAACACGGCCGGCAUCGGAGCUCAUCAAGCAGUGGCCCUCCGGCUGGACAGUGAUCAUUCCAUCAUAGAAAGCUGCGAGUUCAUCGGCAAUCAAGACACUCUCUACGCCCACUCCCUUCGCCAGUACUACAAGGACUGCCACAUCCAAGGCAACGUCGACUUCAUCUUCGGAAACUCCGCCGCGGUCUUCCAGGACUGCACGAUCUCCGUCGCACCCCGGCAACAGCACCCGGAGAAGGCGGACAAGGCCACCGUGACGGCCCACGCGAAGCUCAUCGCGGCUCAGACCACGGGCUUCGUCUUCCUCAACAGCAUAAUCAACGGGACGGAGGAUUUCAUGCAGUUUUAUGCCAAACAGCCCGAGCAGUUCGAAGGCAGCUGCUUUCUGGGAAGGCCGUGGAAGGAGUAUUCGAGGACGGUGUUUAUAGACUGUACGCUGGGGGAUCUUAUUUCUCGGGAGGGAUGGGAGAUCUGGGACGCCAACUCCACUUUGAGUAACCUUUACUAUGGGGAGGUGGGCAGCAAAAAUGCGGCCGGAAAAACUGUUGACACGACGAAGCGUGUUCCUUGGAGUAGCCAAAUCGACAGUAAAAAUGUGCCUUCCUUCUAUCCCCAGAAUUUCAUCCAAGCUAGUAAAUGGUUCUCCAACUCUUAAUUAGCUUCUUGAUUAUGAUCAAUUAUACAAUUCAAGUCCCGCCUGGGCUAUAUAUGUACUCUUAUCGUCACUUCAUAACUAAAAUUUCUCUUGUAAUUUUCUCUUGAUUACAAUUUCCUCCUUUUUCUACAUAAUAUGCACCUCCC